CAUUCAACGAAGAGACGCGAUUGGUGCCGAACUCGAACGCAACCCUAGUGAUUCCGCAACACACCGACGGAGCGGGCGAAAGGAGCCGAGCUGCAACUUAACCACAUGUUUAGAUUCUCCAUUUGAACGGAUUAGCUGAUUUAAAAGUAGGAGUACGUGAGUAACGAGAUUAAACUGAUUCGGCGCUGAUAUGAAUUUGUUGUCGAAUCUCUCACGAGGAGACUAGCGGAGGACAAGCCGGCCAGUUCCACCAGAGCCUUUAGCCCGCUAGCUAACUCGUUAGCACCGGAGCCGCUAAUUCGUCCACUCUGACCGUUACACCUGCGUUCCACGCUGUUCUCAAGUACAGACAGCUACUAGCCGUACACCUGUCAGCUGAGUGGUUGUUUAAUCUUACAACCCUCUUUAAAUACUUGUUAGGAACCACCCGCGAACACCGGUGGGCGAAAAGACCGUGACUGGUUGAGGUUGGAACCAGCGGAACAAGUGGUGUCCUCGAGUCACCAUGGACAACGCGCACACCAAGACGGUUGAAGAAGUUUUCAGCUUUUUUAACGUAAAUGAAAGCACCGGUUUGAGUUCGGAGGAAGUGAAGAAACAACGAGAACGAUAUGGCCCAAACGAGUUGCCAGCAGAGGAGGGAAAAUCCUUGUGGGAACUGGUCGUUGAACAGUUUGAAGAUUUGCUUGUGAGGAUCCUUUUACUUGCUGCCUGCAUAUCUUUUGUGCUGGCCUGGUUUGAAGAGGGAGAAGAGACUGUCACAGCCUUCGUGGAACCUUUUGUUAUAUUGCUUAUUCUCAUAGCAAAUGCUAUUGUAGGAGUCUGGCAGGAGCGUAAUGCAGAAAAUGCCAUUGAAGCUCUAAAGGAAUAUGAGCCAGAGAUGGGGAAGGUAUACCGCCAGGACAGGAAGAGCGUCCAGAGAAUCAAGGCCAGGGACAUUGUCCCAGGAGACAUCGUGGAAGUGGCAGUUGGUGAUAAAGUGCCGGCAGACAUCAGACUGACUUCUAUAAAGUCGACCACACUGAGGGUGGACCAGUCCAUUCUCACUGGAGAGUCUGUGUCUGUGAUCAAGCACACAGACCCGGUGCCAGACCCACGGGCCGUCAACCAGGACAAGAAGAACAUGCUGUUUUCUGGUACAAACAUUGCAGCGGGUAAGGCUGUUGGUGUGGUGGUGGCCACGGCUGGAAACACUGAAAUCGGUAAAAUCCGAGAUGAGAUGGCCUCGACAGAGCAGGAGCGGACGCCCCUGCAGCAGAAGCUAGAUGAGUUUGGACAGCAGCUAUCUAAGGUCAUUUCACUGAUCUGCAUUGCUGUAUGGAUCAUCAACAUCGGGCAUUUCAAUGACCCCGUACACGGAGGCUCCUGGAUCCGAGGAGCCGUCUAUUACUUUAAGAUCGCCGUGGCUCUGGCUGUUGCUGCUAUCCCAGAGGGCCUCCCUGCUGUCAUCACUACCUGCCUGGCUUUAGGGACACGCCGUAUGGCUAAGAAAAAUGCUAUUGUUCGCAGUCUGCCCUCCGUGGAGACCCUCGGCUGUACAUCUGUCAUCUGCUCUGACAAAACUGGCACUCUGACCACCAAUCAGAUGUCUGUGUGCAGGAUGUUCAUCAUCGAUAGAGCUGAGGCUGACAGCUGUUCAUUAAAGGAAUUCACCGUUACUGGCUCCACAUACGCCCCAGAUGGACAAGUUUUUCAUAAUGGCAAAGCAGUCAAGUGUUCCCAGUUUGAUGCCUUGGUGGAGCUGGCCUCCAUCUGUGCUCUUUGUAACGACUCUUCACUGGACUAUAACGAGACCAAAGGUGUUUACGAGAAGGUGGGUGAGGCCACAGAGACGGCUCUGACGUGCCUGGUGGAGAAGAUGAAUGUGUUUGACACAGACAUCAAAAGCCUAUCCAAGGUUGAGCGAGCCAACGCCUGUAAUUCUGUGAUCAAGCAGCUGAUGAAAAAAGAAUUUACUUUGGAGUUUUCCAGAGACAGGAAGUCCAUGUCCGUGUACUGUUCUCCUAACAAAGCCCGCUCCUCUGUUGGAAAGAUGUUUGUAAAGGGUGCACCAGAGGGAGUGAUUGACAGGUGCACACACAUCCGUGUAGGCAGCAACAAGGUGCAGAUGACUCCUGGCAUCAAGGAGAAGAUAUUGUCUGUGAUCCGGGAGUACGGGACCGGCAGAGACACUUUGCGCUGCCUGGCUCUGGCAACACGAGAUAAUCCCAUGAGUAAAGAUGAAAUGAUGUUGGAGGACUCGUCUCGCUUUGUAGAGUACGAGACUGACUUGACAUUUGUGGGUUGCGUGGGCAUGCUGGAUCCUCCCAGGGCAGAGGUGGCAGCCUCAAUUCGGCUCUGUCGCCUCGCAGGCAUCAGGGUAAUUAUGAUCACUGGAGACAACAAGGGGACAGCAGUGGCUAUUUGCAGACGUAUCGGCAUCUUCGGGGAAGAUGAUGAUGUUUCUAGCAUGGCGUUCACUGGCAGAGAGUUUGACGAUCUUUCACCUGCUGCACAACGAGACGCUGUGGUUAAAGCCCGCUGCUUCGCUCGAGUCGAACCAGCGCAUAAAUCUAAGAUUGUGGAGUAUCUGCAGUCCUACGAUGAGAUCACCGCUAUGACUGGCGAUGGAGUGAACGAUGCCCCUGCUCUGAAGAAGGCUGAGAUCGGUAUCGCCAUGGGCUCAGGAACAGCCGUGGCCAAGACCGCCUCAGAGAUGGUGCUGGCUGAUGACAACUUUUCUACCAUUGUAGCUGCAGUGGAGGAGGGCAGAGCCAUUUACAACAACAUGAAGCAGUUCAUCAGAUACCUGAUCUCUUCUAAUGUGGGAGAAGUUGUCUGCAUCUUCCUGACUGCAGCUCUGGGCUUCCCUGAAGCUCUCAUCCCUGUUCAGCUGCUCUGGGUCAACCUGGUGACCGAUGGUUUGCCCGCCACUGCUCUAGGGUUCAACCCUCCCGACUUGGACAUCAUGAGCAAACCUCCACGCAAUGCUCGGGAGCCCCUCAUCUCCGGGUGGCUUUUUUUCAGAUAUCUGGCCAUUGGUUGUUAUGUUGGGGCUGCCACUGUUGGAGCUGCUUCAUGGUGGUUUGUUGCUGCUGAGGAUGGACCGAGGAUCACCUUUUACCAGCUGAGUCAUUUCUUGCAAUGUGGUCCAGAGAAUCCAGACUUCCAGGGUCUGGACUGUAAGGUGUUUGAGUCCCCUUACCCAAUGACCAUGGCCCUGUCCGUUCUUGUUACUAUAGAGAUGUGCAAUGCUCUGAACAGUGUAUCAGAGAAUCAGUCCCUGCUACGGAUGCCUCCCUGGGAAAAUGUGUGGCUGCUUGGUGCCAUCUGCCUCUCCAUGUCUCUUCACUUCCUCAUCCUCUACGUGGAGCCUCUUCCGAUCAUCUUCCAGAUUACCCCUUUGAAUCUGACUCAGUGGCUGAUGGUGCUGAAGAUCUCGCUGCCUGUCAUUCUCCUGGACGAGCUGCUCAAGUUUGCUGCCAGGAACUACCUGGAGCCCGGUAGAGAGCUGGAGAAGCCUGCCGGCUCCAAAGGCUGCUCUCUGUUUGCAUGUAUGGAGGGCAUCUCCUGGCCCUUUGUGGCCAUUUCCCUCCCCUUGGUCGUCUGGAUUUACAGCUCUGACACUAACAUGGCUGACAUGUUCAUGUCCUGACUCACCUGAGCACAACCUCGACAUUUCUCAUUCCCCCCCCCCCCCCCCCCCUCUGUCCAUCCCUCCCACUGCCAUCACCUCCCUCUUUCCUUCUAUCUCUUCCUUCCUAAAUGUGCAUAGCUUGUGUGUGUGUGUGUGUGUGGCAUUGGUGUGUGUUUGAGUGUGAGCUUGUGUGCACAAGAAGGACCAACUUCAACUCCUGAAACGUAACAAAUAAUCUAAAACGCUGAAAGGUUGCUUGUUUUGAGUUGGGCUAGGAUUUGUGAAUGAGUGUUAGAGGACCACCACUCCCAUAGCUGUGGACUGUACCGCUGGUUUAAAAGCUAAUAGUGUUGCCAUUUUUUGUUUAUAUUGCCUUUAAGGUAAAUUUUAUAAAUAUGUUAGGAUUAACUGUCAUGUCACUACAGUUAUAAAGAAUGGUUUUGUUCAGGUUCCCUCCCAAUGAAAAGAAAGUUGAAGAUAUCAGCUUAAGUGAUUUGUACAGAGAUCGAACACUAUUUUAUGCAACAUUUUUUUUAUGGCUUUGUAAAUUUUUUAACCAGCGUGGCUUAGAGAUACCGCCUUGAUUUCUUUUCUGUUUACCAUUGUGUCUUCAGUCAAAACUCAGAACACUGAGAGGACAAAGCUCCAUAUGGCAGACCAGGGCGGGAAAUGUUUGGGUUAAACUAAGGAAAAAACAUCCUGGGAAACAGAAAAAAGCUGCAUGUCUUGUGACCGAGCAUAAUCUGUACGCGUUUCUCAUUUCUAAUUUAAUUGUGUAAGUUCCCCUUGUUAAAGUAGAAAUACCUUUGUGAAUGUUUUUUUUUAAUGGUAGUGAUUGAAAACGUUUUUUCUGCACCUGGCAGAGCACAGCUACCUCAGUGUGAUGAAAGAAUCGCUUCUGCUCAUCCUGACAUGCUUCUCCUAAUCAGUCUAGCUAAACGAGAACACCUGAGGUGUGCCCCCAAUUUGCUUGUGCAGAAAACAAAGCCUCCCUCCCUUCAAACUCUUUUAAGGAUAUACUUUGUUUGUAUGAUUUUCGUUAGCGUGUGGAGAUGGAGCUGUGUGGGGAUGCUGUAUGUUCUUUUCAUUUCAUGGCGUUUGAUUCAAAGGACGGUAAUAGUCUUUACAAAAACUACUAAUACAUUAAGUACUUUAAGCAACUGCAGUUAAAACAUGUUUUGUUUUUCUACAAGGAAAAAAUACACUCAAUGAACCCUUUGAAUCAAGUGUUUUCUGUCUUUAUUUAACCCGGUUCUCAUGUUCAUAUCCGUGUUUUUGUGUUUAUUUGACUUGAAUACGAAUCCUGGACCGCCGUAGACAGGAAUGUUGAUUGGAGCUUAGCUUGUGGGUGAAAACGCACAUUUGGGUCAGCUAACUACACUAAGCGUGUGGACAUUUCCAUGUGUGAAAAGCCAUCUCAAGCAUGUUUUAGGUAGAAGCCUGGUUGUUCUCACUGCCUGUGUUUGUCUUAACAAAUGUGUGAUUUUUAUUUUUUUCUGCAAUGCCUUCCAUUGGCUCCCCUGUCAUUAGAGUGAGUAUUCAUCUCUUACAUCUUCCAUUAAAUACAUCACCACACGGGAAAACACACAUCAUUUCAUUUAGAAGUAUAUCAAAAGAAAAUCUUCAUAUGUAAAUGUGCAAAUGCAAGGAAAUGAUCAUGCCUCACCGUUUUACCACAUGUCACCGUGUGCUGCUAUUUUCACCUUUCUGACACACGCUUAUUUUCACAGAAUAUAUUUUGUUUAGAUAAAAUACAAGAUUUAGUUUCUUCUAAUGCUAUUUCUCUUUAUUUUAGGUUGGCUCUCAUGAAAGCCGGGUCGGACUAAGUAUCUGGAACCAGAGUGUGUUCUAACGCUUUAAUUACUCACCGCAAACACCGUGAAGACCAGCAGCACGUACAAAACAGCCGAGCGAAAAGGCAGACCGAUUACGUAAAAAUAUGCUUCUAGUUGCUUUCUUUUGCUCUUUGCAUCACAUCCUGAAAUUUGACCAAACAAAAAAAUGGACAUUAUUCCAGUCUUCUGUGCAGGGAAGCUCUUAACCUCGCUGAAUUAUUUUUUGCAUGAAGAACUUGUUGCACACUUGUCUGAGGAACUCUCAAAGCUCUGGGUUGUUUGGUCUUAGCUGUACAUCAGUGUAGAAACCUUCAUGCAUGCGUCUCAGCUGUACGUAGGCUUUGCAGUUUAUUUUUUGUAUUUAUAGAUUCUUAUGUAUAAUAUUCAAAGAUAUUAGGAUGGCUUUAAGAUAGAUCUAUAUGAUAAAUUGUAAAAUCACUGUUUUUAUCGUUAACCAUUUGGAACAUUUGCACAAUGUUGGACAUGAAUUGAGUCAUGCUGAACUUGACUCUGCUUAACUGCUUUUUAACGUUUGCCCCAUUAUUUAACAGCUCACUAAGCCUUUUACAGUCAUGAUUUAGUUCUUAAUGAGUUUAACAGACUUAUCACUCAUUUCUUUGUGAACCUGCAAUACAAAAAUGUGUUUGGUUUUCUUAUUGCCUUGACAUUCCUAUAAUUACUCUAUUCUGUAUCUUUAUCAACUGCUGUACUACUGUGAUUUUAAACUGAGGCCUGUUAAGCCUCCUCAUGACACCUGGUUGAAGAACAUUAUUAAAUGUAUGUUAACACAUCAAUCAGUGCUGAAGGCUGAUACUGAUUGUACAUGCAUUACUGAGGUUGUGUUUUCAGGUAAAUAAAAAUAAUUAAGUAUUUA
Molecule: messenger RNA, 6325 nt
Organism: Nothobranchius furzeri (turquoise killifish)
Lineage: Eukaryota; Metazoa; Chordata; Actinopteri; Cyprinodontiformes; Nothobranchiidae
Gene: atp2a2b
Product: ATPase sarcoplasmic/endoplasmic reticulum Ca2+ transporting 2b
Biological process (GO): calcium ion transmembrane transport; intracellular calcium ion homeostasis
Cellular component (GO): membrane
Molecular function (GO): ATP hydrolysis activity; ATP binding; P-type calcium transporter activity
Source: RefSeq, a predicted model, not a curated record